Messenger RNA from Caenorhabditis remanei, 555 nucleotides. RefSeq lists its product as uncharacterized. The record is from RefSeq and is a predicted model, not a curated record. The transcript has 6 exons. The coding region runs from base 1 to 555 and encodes 184 amino acids. NCBI's taxonomy places the organism in Eukaryota, Metazoa, Nematoda, Chromadorea, Rhabditida, Rhabditidae.
AUGACAGUACCCGAUGACGAGAAGGAAUUCAUUGACCAAAUUCUGGUGGAACAUAAUACACGUCGGCAGAGGCACAGCGCCCCUAGCUUGGAAUACAACGAUGAAUUAUCUGAAAUGGCUCAACAAUGGGCAGAUAAAUUGGCCAAACAGGCGCAUAUCUCAUUCAGUGAACUAAGCGGUGUUGGAGAGAAUAUCACAUUCUUCCCUCCGGAUAUUGAUGCGGAAUCAGUAGUCGAGCACUGGUAUCAAGAGCACGAAAAGUACGAGUACGAGACGCCGGGGUGGCAGACUGGAACCAAUUACUUUACGCAAGUUAUAUGGCGAUCAACAAAGGAGAUUGGUGUCGGAUGUGCAUACGUAAGAAAAACACAUGAAAGUGAUGAAGACAAUACAUCGUGUUCGAAUGGAAGUGUUUGCAAGUCAAUGACAUCUCUUAUCAGCAAUGGAAAACUCGCUUCUGAAGGAGACAAAGUGAUUGUAGCCUUUUACCGUCCCGCUGGAAACAAUAAUCGAUCCGGACAGUUUGCUGCAAAUGUACUAAAACCAAUUCAUUAA